This is a messenger RNA of Musca vetustissima, 1117 nucleotides long. RefSeq lists its product as uncharacterized. The record is from RefSeq and is a predicted model, not a curated record. Gene Ontology annotation, cellular component: chitin-based extracellular matrix. Gene Ontology annotation, molecular function: structural constituent of chitin-based larval cuticle. The transcript has a single exon. The coding region runs from base 89 to 1117 and encodes 342 amino acids. NCBI's taxonomy places the organism in Eukaryota, Metazoa, Arthropoda, Insecta, Diptera, Muscidae.
AAUUGUAAUCACAGCGACACUUUGGCAUUAGAAGUAUUUCAGAACUUCAACCAAUCGGAUACCAAAGGAGUUGACGUGUACCAUCAACAUGAAAUUGAUCCUAUUGUGCGCCUUGUUGUCUGUGACAGCCGCAUCCCGCACCCACCAGUUGGUUGUGGUGAAACCCGAAAUUCCCACUACAGAGUACCGGGAACAGGACUCCAAAGGAUUUUAUUCCUUCGGCUAUAGUGGCGAAGAGUCUGCCAAGGCCGAGUACAAAACACGCGAUGGUUCCUCCAAGGGAUUCUAUUCAUACAUCGAUUCUGACGGAAAGUUGCAGACUGUGAAAUAUGAGGCAGGCCGCAAACAAGGCUUUACCGCUUCAGCGACAAAUCUGCCCAGCCAGCCAGUGGAUAAUAAUCGCCCUCCAGAGCCAGUAACCGAUACCCCUGAAGUAGAAAUGGCCAAACAGGCGCAUUUCGAGGCGUAUCGCGAAGCAGCCAUUAAAGCGGCCAUGGAACCAGACACCGACGAGCAAACGGACGAAAAUGAACUCAAACGAGCCUCGGCCGAGAGCGAUACAAGUGCCGAACUACAACAGAACACAAGAGACCUGCUGCUGAGUCGACAAAAUUCCCGAGAUCAGCUAUUGAAUUUGUUGAGAGAGCAUGAGGAGGAACGCGCCAGAGACGACCAACAAUCACAGCAACUUAUGACCACCUACAUCCUGAGUGCUAGUGCUGAGGCAAGAGCCCAUGGUGCUGGUCAGGCCCUGGCUCAGGCUACUAUCGGCCAACCUGCUCUUUCGGAACUCAGAACCAUUUACAGCAUGGACAACGGCGACUCGAAUGUGGUGUUGAAAGUCGGCAGUGGAAAUGGCAAUGGAGAUGACCUCAUCAGCAGCAGCCUUGGUUUGAGCAAUGGUAAUUUAAAGCAAGACGAAUCGUCAAUUUUACAGAACUCUCAAGAGAACUCCUUUUACACCGUAGACAAUCCCAAUGCCCACUACACUGUCGAAAUACCCACGGUCUUGACCACCCUGCCACGCAUAGAGUCAAUUCGGGUGGGCGGUGUAAAUGGUCAUUUGCCUUUGGCCAAGAGCACCACCUAUAUAACCCAACGUUUGAAGUCGUUCUAA